AUGGAGCAACAUAAAGGUUUAAAAGGUAUUUCCGCCAGCCUUGAUAGUGAAACCAUUGAUCCAGGACAGUUUAAUGAGAUAAUAGCACGAUUUCUCGAAGCUCUUCUCUUCUAUGAGGAAGAAGUGCUUGGAAAAGUUAUGGAUUCUUUAGAGAUGACGAAGAAAGAAGAAGGAGCCGACCCUUCUAGUGCCUUUAAGGCUGUUUCAGAAGCAUUAGCUGCCGAUAGUCUUAAUGCCCUUGAAGCAGCUUUGGAUGCAUUAGAGGCUCUAAGAAAAGCUGUUUCUGAGAAUCCCAUUACUACCUCCAGCGAUCAAGACAUUAAGCUUGAAGAAUUUCUUCUAUGUAUUAACGGAUUGGUGAAGGAGUUCCAAGAUCUUUAUAAGGCAUUUAUUGAGGCACUUAAACGUCUUCUUCCACAUAUCGAUGGAAGUAUAAAGAUUGAUGUGAAGAUAUUAGAUCAGAAGAAAGUGAUACCUCUGAAAGAUGUUGUCUUGUCCCUUUUGGGAAUGAAAGAGUAUUCUAUUGAUUAUAAUACUCCUCUCAAGGACUUUUCUGAAAAUAUGUGUCAGUUAGGUGCUAAUGCUCUAGAGAAUAGCUUCAAGCCUAUUUUUGAUAGCACCUCUUCCAUCCUGGAAAAAGGUAAAGAAGCAAUCGAGAGUAAGGAUAUUUCUGAGGAGCAAAGGAAAGGGUUGGUAGAUGCCUGCAAUGCCCUUGCCGAAUGCCUUAGAAGGCUUCUGGAAUUGCACAAAGAUUCCAUUAAUAGUUUAGGGAGUGGAGAAGCCUUUGAGACAUUAUUUGGUGAACUAAAAGAGAGACUCGAAGAAAUGGUUACGGAAGCAGAGAAUCUACAAGCUAAGAUUAGAGGCCCACAGCCCAUCGAUGAUGACGCUCCCAAGGAUGCUACACCCGAGGUUCCAAAAAAGGAUCCAAGUAAAGCGGAGGGUGAAGACAAGGAGCCUCUUGAAGAGGCACCCUCCCCCGUCAGGAGGGCAGUGGCCAGCCUGGACACCGGACGCCCGUUCGGAAACCUGUGCGUUGUGUUCGUCCUCAUCCUGGCCGUCCAGGGCCUCCUGCGGGUCUCCGGGAUGGAGCACAGCACACCGGGUGUGUCCUGGAACACCGCGCUCUACUCGCUCGCCGUUGCAGGCGCCGUCACGUACCAGCUGUGGGUGCUCGCCGAGGGCUGCCGCAGGGGCGGGGCCGGCAGCAUGGCGAGGCAGGGGUGGAGUGCCGUUGCGUGCAUGGCGCCGAUGCUUGUGGCGGUUCCCCAUGCGGGGGUGAUCAGGAGCAGCAUGUACAGCGUGGCGGUGGCAGGGCUUGCGGCUGUCACGCUGUAUGUGCAGGAUGCAGCAAGGCGCGGGAUGCCGUGGCGGGAGGCGUGUGCGGUUGGCGCAGGGAAUGCGGUGCUGGCUGCGGCAUGUGCUGCGGGGUCUGUGGCACCUGCGGACGGCGUGUGCGGGCGGCCCUUCUGGGUGUGGAUGGGGGUUGUUGUGUUUGUCGGCCUGCUGCUUGCUGUGUCGUAUGCUGAGAGGGGGGGAAGAGGGCAGAAGGCGGAGGAGUGUGGGGAUGUGGUUGCGAGUGUGCUGCUUGUGACGACUGUUGUGGUUGGGACGAUUGGGUCGCUUGUGUGUGGGCGUGCCUACCACGAGAUGUAUGUGGGGGGGGGGGGUGGAAGUACCUGCCGAGUGAUGAGAUUGAAUGAUGUUAUUCUUGUUAAUUAUCCUUUUUUAUUUGGAUGCUGUAAAGGUAGUAUCCUGUCACGGAGACAACAACGGCGAGCAGGAUCCAGACAAGUCUUCCUCCUGUGUGGGCGUCGUCGCUUGUGUACUCCCCAGGCCCAAGGUCCUUUAAAGAGAUUGUUUCUAUUUCCUCUGUAUAGUUAG
Encephalitozoon cuniculi GB-M1 is the source of this 1884-nucleotide messenger RNA. RefSeq lists its product as uncharacterized. The transcript has a single exon. Lineage: Eukaryota; Fungi; Microsporidia; Unikaryonidae. The record is from RefSeq and is marked provisional. Bases 1 to 1884 code for a protein of 627 amino acids.